UCCCGCUGGGUAUCCGACGGCUGCUCCUACCUACAACCCAAACAUGUAUCCGACAACCAGCCCCGGCUACGCCCCAGCGACGCUUCUGAUGAAACAGGCCUGGCCCCAGACACCGUCCUCUUGUGCCACUGAGGGCACCUUUCACCUCCCAGUGGAUACUGGGACCGAGAACAGAACAUACCAAGCGUCGUCAGCGGCAUUCAGGUACACCGCCGGAACGCCCUACAAGGUCCCGCCCACCCAGAGCAACAGCGCGCCACCUCCUUAUUCGCCGUCUCCAAACCCCUACCAAACCGCGAUGUACCCCAUCCGAAGUGCCUACCCGCAGCAGAACCUGUAUGCCCAGGGAGCGUAUUACACGCAGCCGGUGUAUGCAGCGCAGCCUCAUGUCAUCCAUCACACCACCGUGGUCCAGCCAAACAGCAUCCCUUCGGCGAUCUAUCCGGCUCCCGUGGCUGCCCCCAGAACCAACGGCGUCGCCAUGGGAAUGGUCGCUGGGACCACCAUGGCAAUGUCGGCAGGCACUCUGUUGACCACCCCGCAGCACACCGCCAUCGGCGCACAUCCCGUCUCGGUGCCAACGUACAGGGCUCAGGGGGCCCCUGCCUACAGCUACGUACCUCCACAUUGGUAAUCUCAUUGGCCAAUCCACAUCCAGAGUCAACCAUUGUAUGCAACAAUUCAAGUCGUACAUCGGUGCUGGAGCGGCCGUCCCACGUCACCGAGUCCGUUAGCGAGAACAAAAAAAAACAAAAAUCAAGUGCAAGGGUCACUUUAUGCAUUCUUUAGGGAUUUAAUUUGUAAAACUUUUUUUAAAAGUUCAUUUUGUAAAAAAAAAAAAAA
Molecule: messenger RNA, 843 nt
Organism: Heteronotia binoei (common prickly gecko)
Lineage: Eukaryota; Metazoa; Chordata; Lepidosauria; Squamata; Gekkonidae
Gene: FAM168A
Product: family with sequence similarity 168 member A
Exons: 6
Coding region: 44-634 (196 amino acids)
Biological process (GO): positive regulation of base-excision repair
Source: RefSeq, a predicted model, not a curated record